Messenger RNA from Penicillium taxi, 1440 nucleotides. RefSeq lists its product as uncharacterized. The coding region runs from base 1 to 1440 and encodes 479 amino acids. The transcript has a single exon. Lineage: Eukaryota; Fungi; Ascomycota; Eurotiomycetes; Eurotiales; Aspergillaceae. The record is from RefSeq and is a predicted model, not a curated record.
AUGGAGAUGUUCGAGCCAAGUGAUUCACAGUUCCGCCACUUGAGCCGACAAAGCCUUCAGAAGCGAUACGAGUCUGAUGAAGAAGAUAUGUCCGAGUCAGAUGCCGGACACGACUUUGUGCCCUCGCUGGUAGGCUCACAACAAGCCGCCGAAGCAUUAGACUCAGACCUCAGUGCCGAUGAGAACCCUCUCAAAUAUCCUGAUUCAGACCGAGAGAAGAAUCUACGUGCUCCAUACCCGGCUAAGCGGCCACGACCAGUUUCUAUCGACACCGUCAAGAGGAGCAGUGACACCACUUUUGCCGAAGACAAUUAUGUCUUUGACCCAGAAGGUGAAUUGAUUCUCGAAAUUCCUUCGCCGGACAGCACUCCCGUUCUGGCAUCCGGCAUUCUCAUACGGCCGACCAUAUAUGUCCAACCCGAAUCUCCUCCGAUCAGAAGUACGUCACGAACUAGAUCCUCUUCACCAUCAUCUAUAUUCUCUAUGGAAAACGCCGAGAUCCAGAUUGCUAGAAAGAUUACCAUGAUUGAACCACCAAAUCGGCCACUAUUGGUUUUUAUCAAGUCUAGAGCAAAGAGCGCGAAGACUAAGCCCAACACACGCUCCCGGGGUAACACUCGAGAUCGCGACUCUCCUAUCUUUAUGGGGGAACAUCUACUCGAUAUCCCAUGUCAAGAUCUGAAGCCCACAGCCGCUCGAGAUAGAGCACUCGCAGAACAUGAACAGGCCACUGUAAAACUGAUGGACAAGUCUCUACCGCGUGAGAUAUCGCAGUCAGCACAGGCACUCAGUGCCACCAUCAAUCGCGUAUCAGAAAUCCCGGACACAUUUUACCUCCCACCAUCACCGCGCAUGCGACCACAGCCAGAUUUCCAAUCUCGUUUACACGCGUCGGGCCUCGAGAAGCCCCAAGCAGAUUUUGCCCGCCCUCGAAGACCCACGGAAUCAUCUAGCCGGCGUCCGGCGUCGAUCCGUAGCAGCAGCAACAGUAGCGUGCAAUCCUACUCAUCUCGCUCCACAUCCCCAUUCCCAGAAGAUCCACACCAUGGAUACGUCCCAGAAAAGAACGACUCAGCCUCCUUUACCCGAUCCUGUAGCCCCAUCUCACUCACCUCCACAACUUUAUACCCAGCUCAACGUGCCCCCACGCCCAGUCACAGCGUUUCUAACCUCCUUACGCACCGCCCACCCAUGAUGCGCCGCAUGACACGCAAGCACUCUACCUCGUCAAGCGUUCACUCCAUGAGCAGUCUCCGCUCAGAAAUGGAUAUGAGCAUCGCUCCUGCACCCUUACACCCUCAAUCUAAAAGUCCAUCAAAACAUGACUUGCAUAUCGUGCGGAAAUCAAGUCAGUCCCGUCAUGCACGCCACAGUAGCUCUAAUCAUACGAGCCGGGGGUUUAUGGGACUUAAACUGGGAAAGAGAGCUUUCAGAGUCUAA